Molecule: messenger RNA, 2083 nt
Organism: Siniperca chuatsi (mandarin fish)
Lineage: Eukaryota; Metazoa; Chordata; Actinopteri; Centrarchiformes; Sinipercidae
Gene: cfap90
Product: linkage group 17 C5orf49 homolog
Exons: 3
Coding region: 115-528 (137 amino acids)
Source: RefSeq, a predicted model, not a curated record
UGGAGCGAAUCGGUAUCCUAGCAACCACAGACGCCAGCGCUCUGCGUCCUCUGGCUGGGGAUUCAGUUUUCUGAUGUUUUAUUACCUUUACUGAAGGAUUUUUUAGCCAAGAAGAUGGACGUAUCACUCGAGGCACAAACUAAACCGCUUUCUACCUUGUCGUCAUUUAGUUACAUCCCACCGCGACGAAAGGAACCAAAAGAAAUGUCAUUCUUUAACAAAGACUCAAAGGUCCCAGAAGUCUCCAUGUAUGACCAAGUGUUCCACCAGGCCAAGGGUUAUGAUAUGAGACUGCACCGAGAUGACAGAAAACACUAUAAAGGAAGAGGACUAGACAUAAACGAAGAGGAGAAGUCCAGAGCUGUUCCUGUGCGCUCCUCUUCAGAGUACGGCCGUCGUCCUGUUCCCGUCCUCUACCAAACUGGCCGGCAGUACACGCGUGUGGCUUGCAUCAAAGCAGAAUUUUUCAUGAAAAAUGGGAUCAUCUGGAAUGUGGCAGAGGGAUACGGAUCAGUGGCCCCUAUUUGAAUGCCUGAAGUACCACAGCAUGAGAUGAAAGUGUUUGUUCUCAAUGUGAAAGCAUUUACUAAUAAACCAGUGUUGUAGUGCAUAGAUUUCAGUUUACUUGGUAGGUCCAUUGUAAAACACUCAACCAUCAUUUAAUCAGAUGACAUUUAAUCAUGAUAUAUAUUAUAUACUGGUAAUUAGCAAGACAUACUUAUUUUAAGUUAAAUAUUAUCUGUCAAAAGACCUUAAAGAUUAAAUCCAAAAAUAUGAAGACAGUGACAUUUUCCAUUAAGCUCAAGCGACAUUUUCUAGUUUGAGGCUGAAAUGACUCCAUCAGUAUGAGCGUCAUUCCAGUUAUUGCAGCUCAAUAUUGUACAUCAGAGAUCAGAGUCUUGGUGUUCAGAUUUCUGCCUUCAGUUAUGAUUGUUUUUAUUAUGAGACUGAAUGUCCGGGCACGAUGUGAAUUCUUAAACUGACAGGAUUUCUCUAUUGAGCACACCACUUACUACUGAAAGUGGGACUAAGAUUAAUCUACAUAAACUGUAGAAGUUACAAAGAAUUGCUUCAACCAAACCCACGAUCAUUCGUUCUGAGCAGAUUCAUGUUCAUAUUUACCAACCUACUAACCUACUAAACAUUACCUGUAUUUGAUCUCUCCUCUGUUAUCUCUUAUGCAGUUGAUUUUUUGUUACCCUUGCCUUGUGUAAACACAGUUCUUUAUGUGCAUCACUAACCUCUUUGGUUUGUAAGUUCUUGGAUUCUUUCUGUGUAUAAAUUCUGAACACACACAACUGAGACCACCCUCCUACAUAAUAGGAUUUUUUUGAGUACAGACAUCUCUCAUUUGCUUCUGCCUUUGUACUCUGGCAGAAACCUUUUUAUUCUUUGAAAUGAUGCAGUAUUUGAAUCUGUCAGGUGUUAGAACUGCAGUGUUUAUUUAAGUGGAUUAGCAGCUAAUACACAAGGUGGUGUUUCAAAAGCUGAAAGAAAAAAAAUGCUGACUAAAAUGAAAAUGUUGCCAUGCAAAUUAGUAUUUGGCCACACAAGUCUUUAUAAAACAAUGUGACCAUUACACAGAUGCUAACGUAUCAUCAUGUUAUAUUUAAAGGUGCUGCCAGCAGUUGCAUAGCUUAGCUUAGCACUGGCUCUGUCCGAAUAUAACAAAAUCCGCUUACUAGCACCUCUAAAGCUUAUUAAUUAACAUGCUAUAUCCCGUUGGUUUUAUCUGUGCAAAAAUCAAAAGGUAAAGAACGAUAAUAUGCUGUUUAAGGCUAGCUAUUUCCCCCUGUUUCCAGUCUUUGUGCUAAGCUAACUGACUGAUGGCUGUAGCCUUAUAUUUAACGUACAGAUUUGAGAAAGGUAUCAAGUCUUCUCAUCUAACACUAUGCCAGAUCGUAUUUCAUAAAAUGUUGAACUAUUGCUUUAAAAAAUAUAUAUAUAUAUAUAUAUAUAUAUAUAUAUACUAUUAAAAUACUGUAUAUACUGGUAUUAGAGCUACUGUAAAAAUAGAGACCAGUAUUACUAAUGCAUUCUGGGUUGUUUGAUGACUACAAUAAAUACAUCUGCCAAAUGAAAA